AUGGAGGAAAGAAGUAGAACUACAACCAUAUUCAUUCUCUUACUUGUUUCACUCCACAUUCAGAAAACCCACAAUGCUGAAAUCGACAUCAUUACAGAUUCAUUGUUCCUGACAGAAGAAGACACGUUGGUCUCGCCGGCCGGAGUUUUCGAACUGGGCUUUUUCCGGCCAGGUGGGUCUGAUGAGAACAGGUACCUUGGCAUUUGGUACAAGAAAAUCUCUGUUCAAACAGUGGUUUGGGUUGCCAACAGAAAUUUCUCACUCACCCUUCCGUCAUCACGUUAUCUUUUAAAGAUCGCCGAUCCCGGAGUUCUUGUCCUCAUGAACAACAUUACCAACGAUGUAGUCUGGUCAACAAACACAACAUCAUCAGCCAACACAAUUGCACAUCUUGACGACACCGGAAACCUAGUUGUUACAGACAAGAAGAUGAUUGUCUGGCAAAGUUUUGAUUAUCCCACUGAUACUCUUCUACCUGGCAUGAAGUUUGGGAAAGAUUUCUUGACCGGAAAGGAAUGGUAUCUCUCAUCAUGGAAAUCUAGCCAAGAUCCAUCACCCGGUGAGUUCACCUGGUCCGUUGACGCACGUAGUUAUCCACAGAACCUACUAAAAGAUGGUUCGGCGAUCAAGUUCCGGGGUGGACCAUGGAAUGGUCUACGAUUCAGUGGGGCUUCUGGUUUGCAUAAGAACACGAUCUUUACAUACAACGUGGUUAUUAACGAAACUGAAGUGAUUUUUACUUAUGAUCUUUAUAACACUUCUCGUGUAUCGAGGCUGGUCUUGACUCCUUCUGGGGUUGUAGAACGUUUGGUGUGGGUGGAAGAUGAAAAGAAAUGGCAGAUGAUUCUCGAGUUACCGAAAGAUUUAUGUGAUUCAUACAACAUCUGUGGUGGUUAUGGAAGUUGCAGCUCUGUGACCUUGUCGAGAUGUGUGUGUUUAGAUGGCACAAGACUUUUGCCCAGAAACCCUAAGGGUUGGGAGACAUCAGAUUGGUCUGGUGGUUGUGUUAGGAGAAGAUCAUUGGAUUGUGAAAAUGGAUCAGAUGUGUUCAUUAAGUAUUCUAAUGUAAAGUUGCCAGAUACACAUACUAGUUGGUUUAACAGGAGUAAGAAUCUGAAGGAGUGUGAAGAAAUGUGCCUGAAGAAUUGUAGUUGUAUGGCUUAUGCAAAUAUGGACAUUAGAGGGGAAGGAAGUGGCUGCUUGCUUUGGUUUAAUGACCUCAUAGACAUUAGAGUAUACUUUGAUGGCAAUGGUGGUCAGGAUGUCUUUGUAAGAAUGGCUUCUUCUGAAUUAGGUAAUUAUCUCUAG
Messenger RNA from Cynara cardunculus var. scolymus (artichoke), 1308 nucleotides. RefSeq names its product G-type lectin S-receptor-like serine/threonine-protein kinase At4g27290. Gene Ontology annotation, biological process: recognition of pollen. Lineage: Eukaryota; Viridiplantae; Streptophyta; Magnoliopsida; Asterales; Asteraceae. The record is from RefSeq and is a predicted model, not a curated record. The transcript has a single exon. The coding region runs from base 1 to 1308 and encodes 435 amino acids.